AACUGCACUGCUGAAUUGGUGCAAUAAAUUAGAGUGAGAAAAAAUAUACUUGUCUCACCUUAAAGAUCAUAUAUGUAUUAUAUAGAGGCCUGUGGUCCAAGCCUACAAGACACCUGAUAUUUUUUUGGAACUUGUACUUCGGUACCUUGGUAGAAAUGGAUAUUUGAGAGAGUCUGCAAGCCAAGUAAAAUAUAGUGAAGAAGAAACCUACAAAAGUUUAGGAUUCUCGGCAGAGAUUCAGAUCCAUUGGGUAUAAUGUUAUGAAAAUCUGAGAAAAGGAAAUGGAUAUUGUCAGCCCUACUCCUCAGGAUCUGCAGAGAAAGCUAUACUUCUUAGUAGAACAGUUACAACAUAUGGCUGGUGAACUUCCACCAAAGUAUCAGAUGCGAUUACCGUAUGAGUUGUUAUCCGGUUUAGCCAAUUCACUGUUAAACGAUACUAUUUUUGAGAUAGUGAAGGGAUUGAUGGAGAUACAGCAUGUUACUGAAAAACACCUCUUCCAGCAGCGACUUCAGCUUUUGAAUCAACAGAAGAUUGAAUCUCAGGAAGCAUUAUCCACGGCGACAACUGAUGAGGAAAUAAUGACAGUAAAGGCGGCAUUAUAUAAAAAACACAAAGAAGAAUUGAAGCAAACUGACAUGAAAUUGGUUCUGCAAUUGGAUCAGAAAGUUUCAGAUCAGCAAAGCAUAUUAGAAAAGGCAGGAGUGCCUGGAUUCUAUGUGACAACUAAUCCGAUGGAGAUUCAAGUACAGAUGAGACUGUGUGACUUCAUAAUCAGACUCAGUAAAAUGGAUUUUGAUGAUGAUGAUGUACCAAGUUAAUAUACAAGUAUAGUUAUUUAUUUAGUUAUAUAUUUCAUUAGUUUUUAUUAUUUUAUUAAAUUUAUGUGUACGUUAUGUAUUUCAUAAUAUUCUCUUCUUACACUAUAUAUUGAUCAGAGUCAAUAAAAACCAGAGCACUUUUCUUAUUUAUUAUUUCAAUGUAAUUAUUAAUCAUUGAUAACAAAUGUAAUAGUAAAUCCUGCAAAAAUAUACAGUGAAUGCGUCAACAUAUUUUCUAGUAUAUGAAAUAUUUUAUUCAAAUUUAAAUUCUUUCUGUACACAAUAGUUGUAAAUAUUAUAUUAACAAAUGUUAACAUUAACCUCUACAUCCAUCAGCCCAAGACUAUGAAUUAAUGCUUAAGAUACGACAUUCUCUUUCUAGAGUAAAAGAAAUAUUUUUAAUACAAAAGAUCUCAUAUCAUGGGACAG
Odontomachus brunneus is the source of this 1250-nucleotide messenger RNA. It is a transcript of the gene gdl, whose product is annotated as gonadal protein gdl. NCBI's taxonomy places the organism in Eukaryota, Metazoa, Arthropoda, Insecta, Hymenoptera, Formicidae. The record is from RefSeq and is a predicted model, not a curated record. The transcript is spliced from 2 exons. The coding region runs from base 282 to 821 and encodes 179 amino acids.